Diabrotica balteata is the source of this 483-nucleotide messenger RNA. NCBI's taxonomy places the organism in Eukaryota, Metazoa, Arthropoda, Insecta, Coleoptera, Chrysomelidae. The record is from the annotation of a GenBank genome assembly.
AUGUUACUAAACACAAUUAAAAUUAAAUCGAACACUCUAGCCAAUUUUAGAAAAAUGUUCAACACAAGAACUAUUUUAACAUACUUCAUUCUAGUGUUACUGGUACCAUUCUCGAUAACGGAAAAACACAAUAGGCCAAAUAGUAUACAAAAACGGCGGAGUCCAGAACCUGACGAGCCAAGGCACACUUCGGGCUGCCAUAGUUGUAGAAUGAGAGAAGAGAUCAAACAGAGAAACCUGAUGGUCAUCAAAGACGAAAUCCUCAGGCGGAUAGGUUUCGAGGAAGCGCCCAAUAUUACGGGAAAGGCUCUUCCUCAGGUUCCUUCCGAGUAUCUCAUGAGGAUAGAGGAAGAAAACGGCGGUAUGCAGAGUGACCAGCCUCAAUUUCGGAGCGGCUACACCGUGGUCGAAGAGGAAGAUGACUAUCAUGUGAGGACGCAGCAGAUCAUAGCUUAUGCACAACCAUGUGCAUAUUUACGAUAG